AUGGUAAAGGUAACGCUCAAUAACGUUCAAUUGCUCGUGGACAUCGAUUCGGAUCCAAAAUUCGAGCCCAGCAGGACCAGUGUCGCGGACAUCCUCACGAAAGAAGCGCUAGAGUUCGUGGUGCUCCUGCACCGUACGUUCAACAGCAGACGCGAACAACUGCUCGAGAACAGACAAACCGUGCAGAAGAAACUGGACUCGGGCAAAUUCCAGCUGGACUUUUUGGCGGAAACGGCUGCCGUGCGAAAUGAUCCGACCUGGCAAGGCGCGAUUCCGGCGCCGGGUCUCAUUGACCGGUCCACAGAGAUCACGGGUCCUCCGCUCCGGAAUAUGCUUGUGAACGCGCUCAACGCGGAUGUGACCACUUACAUGACAGAUUUCGAAGACUCGGCGUCGCCUACCUGGGCCAACUGCAUCUACGGACAGGUCAACUUGUACGACGCGAUCCGCAACCAAGUCGACUUCAAGACCCCACGCAAGGAGUACAAGCUCAAGGCCCCCAUCGCGAAGUUGCCCACGCUCAUCGUGCGUCCUCGUGGCUGGCACAUGGUCGACAAGCAUCUGCUUGUCGACGGGGAGCCCAUUUCCGCGUCUCUGUUCGAUUUCGGGCUCUAUUUCUUCCACAACGCCAAGGCGCUGGUCGCGAUGGGCAAAGGCCCUUACUUUUACCUGCCCAAGAUGGAGCACCAUCUCGAGGCCAAGCUGUGGAAUGACGUUUUCAACGUGGCCCAGGACUACAUCGGCAUGGCACGCGGCACGAUCAGGGCCACUGUCCUGAUCGAGACUUUGCCCGCGGCGUUUCAAAUGGAAGAGAUCAUCUAUCAGCUCAGGGCCCAUUCUUCGGGGCUCAAUUGUGGUCGCUGGGACUACAUUUUCAGUACCAUCAAACGGCUGCGUAACUUGCCUCAGUACGUGCUACCCAACCGAGACCUCGUCACCAUGACGUCUCCGUUCAUGGACGCAUACGUGAAACGGUUGAUCAACACCUGUCACAGGCGCGGCGUCCACGCAAUGGGCGGCAUGGCGGCGCAAAUCCCUAUCAAGAACGAUCCGGCCGCCAAUGAAGCUGCGAUGACCAAAGUGCGCAACGACAAAAUCAGAGAACUCACAAACGGGCACGACGGCUCCUGGGUCGCACACCCGGCAUUAGCGGUGAUUUGCAACGAAGUGUUCAGCAACAUGGGUACGGCCAAUCAGAUCCAUUUCGUUCCCGAGACGACUGUGACCGCACAGGAUUUGACCAACACCAAGAUCCAGAACGCAGAAGUCACUACGUUUGGUAUCAAACAAAACCUGGACAUUGGCCUGCAAUACAUGGAGGCAUGGCUCAGAGGUUCCGGUUGUGUUCCUAUCAACAGCUUGAUGGAAGACGCCGCCACGGCAGAAGUGUCACGUUGCCAACUCUACCAGUGGGUCAAACAUAAAGUAGUGCUGGCCGACACGGGCGAACCGGUCACUCCGCAAUUGACGAAAAAAAUCCUUGAAGAACAAGUCGCUGCGCUAUCGGCAUCGAGCCCCGUUGGCGACAAGAACAAGUUUAAAGUGGCCGCCAAAUAUUUCUUACCUGAGAUCACGGGCGAGAAGUUUAGCGAGUUCUUGACCACAUUGUUGUACGACGAAAUUGUCACUGUUAAAUCUGCACCAACGGACCUGGCCAAGCUGUGA
This is a messenger RNA of Lachancea mirantina, 1665 nucleotides long. Lineage: Eukaryota; Fungi; Ascomycota; Saccharomycetes; Saccharomycetales; Saccharomycetaceae. The record is from the annotation of a GenBank genome assembly.